Messenger RNA from Epinephelus lanceolatus (giant grouper), 1369 nucleotides. RefSeq names its product hemogen (gene hemgn). Lineage: Eukaryota; Metazoa; Chordata; Actinopteri; Perciformes; Serranidae. The record is from RefSeq and is a predicted model, not a curated record.
AAGGGGUGGGAAUAGAAAACAGUCAGAAGUUAUUCUGUCUUCUGUUCUGUGCUUGCGCGCCUUCAAUGAGUUGAAUUCAUUCAUAGCAGGACUCAGAAUGGAGGAGACGUUGCAACAAGAGACACAAGAGUCGGAAUAUAAAAAUCCCAAUGAGGACCAAGGUGGGAUCCGUCGCAGGUUGCGAGACAGGGACCUUCUCAGGAAGAGAAAGGCUGAAGCAGAAGAGAAGGAGACUAACCAGUGGGUUUUGGGGGUGGAGAGACAGAGGAAAAGACCCAGGGCUGAUGGUGGCAUGAAGAGGAGGGGAAGGCCCAGGAAGAGCGAGCCCCCACCGGAGAUAUCUGUCAUUCUGGAGGAGGCAGAAAACCCUCCAGAUGCUCCUGCAGUAGUGGUGGUGCCUGAGCCUGCUGAGUUCAUCCCAGAUCAAACACCAGGCUCUCUGACGCCCUCACUUGCUGUGGAACCACAACCUCCAACUGUCCUUGCCACCCCGGCUCCUCCACUGGUGUUUGGAUCCAUCCAAAGCCCCAUCUUUGCUCCCACUCUGACGUCUCCAGCUUUCGUUGACCCGACACCAGCCUCUUUUUCACCAUCAGCUCUGGCUCCAUCUCUAGCUGCAGCUCUGGAUAUGGCGCCAAUCCCUGUCCAAGAAUCACCUGUCCAAGAUUCAGCUCCAGCUCCAGCUCCAGACACUGUCCCAGCUCCAGCUGUGACCCAAGCCCCUGUUCCAGCUGCAGAUCCUGCUCCUCCCACAGCUCCUCCCCAGGUGACCUUCUACUCAGAGUCUCAAGGCAGGGAGCCCCUUGCCCCAGUCCUGAUUGAGGACUUGGGCCCAGAUGAGGAAGAAGACAUUGCUCCAUCUCAAGACAAAAAGGCUGAUGAAGAGUUGACUGAGACACCGUUGAUCAACGUAUCCGAACAAAACGAAACGUUCUCAACUCUAACCUUGACCUCAACGCCUCCUCCACAAAGAUAUUUCCCAGGAUUCUAAUUCUCCAAAACGCACUUUUCAGAUACUGCCUCGACUCAGACUACAUCCUCUUUGUACCUGAGUAUAAUUUUGGUUAGUGUGCAGCCUGUUGGUUGCAGAGAACAAACACGUUGAGCAUAUAUGCAUUGCUUAUUUGACAAAUGUAUGAAUUCAAACCCAACCUGUAUGCUUAUUUAUUCUGGUGGUGUGCUUCACUGCGAAGCUCAUGAAUUCUAUUUUGUAUUUUGCAUUUAGUAAACUGCAAAUUUUGCUUGAUUGUAUUUAAAAGUAAAUGGUAUAAAUCACUGGUAAUGAUUGUGUUUGUAAUUGUGGAUUUAUUUGAUAGACUUUUGUAAAAGUUGUUUUUCACCGAAUAAAAUAAAAAUGCUUACAAUCAUC